AUGCGUAAAGUAUUUCAAGGAGAUACUCUCUCUCCACUUUUGUUUCUACUCUGUUUCCAACCAAUUGUCUCCCUCUCUAAUUCACUCUCUACCUGUGGAUUUCAGAUGAAACUGCCUAUUACUAACUCUAUUGGCCUACCUUGUGUUGGAUCAUAUGUUUAUGUAGAAUGGAACGAACCCGAUUCUCUAGAGCCGUCAGGCUGGUACCAUUGUCAAGUGAUUGAGUAUGAAUCAGAUGGAAAGGCUCUGCUGAGUUAUAGAGAUGGUGCAACUGAGGUUCUAGACCUAAGGAAAGCAAGAUGGGAACAUACUAGGAAGAAUGGCAAAGCCUUUCUCCCUUUUGAUGUAUCACCUCCAACCUAUCAACUAAAGAGAGUCAGACAAGACUCCAAGUUACCCAAAUUUACUCCUUCAACUCCACAACGGGUCAAAGCUUAUGCUGAUGACCUUACUCUAAUUUCUAAGAGUAAAGUAGACCAUCAGAGUGCUCUGAAGGAAGUAGACAAUGCCUGUAGAGAACUUGGCUUGGAGUUUCGACCAGACAAAUGUGUCUCUUACUGUUUUGAUGGCGAAAAACCUCUCCCCCACACUGUCUUCAACCUCAAUGAUGGUAAAACUCGUAAUAUCUCCUCGGGUCCUACUAAAUUUCUUGGGGAAACCAUCGGACUAACACCUACUCUAUCUAAAAGAGCUGCCACAAAGAAAAUCACAAAGAAACUUUAUGACGCUUUGUGUGCUAUAGAUUCGCGUCCUAUUAGAGGGGAAUACAAGGCUUGGAUUUACAAAUCCUACUUGGCCCCCGCAAUUCAAUUUCACCUCUCUGUUGAUAAAAUCUCUGCUGGUGUGACUAAGAAGAUCCAACGUCGGGCUACCUCUCUACUAAAAAAGUGGCUUAAAAUUCCUAGAUGUGCCACUUUAGCUGUCCUCUUUCACCCUGAGAUUUUAAACAUACCAUAUUUACCCCAUUUACUAGAAAAGUCGAAACUCCGCUUCUUAUCUCUACCAUCUCUCUCUCAUGAUCACAAUAUCAAGUCACUAUCCACUCUUAUCUCCGAUCCGAAAUUCUUGGAAAGUGAGAAUGUCCCACCUAAAGUAGCUGAAAUUAUUUCCACAAGCAAUCCUCCCAAUAAAUUGAGUGAGUUAAGACUACUACUUAAACAAUUACGCACUUCUCAUAUAUUUGAGUGGAAUUCAAGUCUAGAGUCUCUAACUGUCCAAAAUAAACUACUUGAUAUUAUUCCACUAGAGUCUGACUCAAAGGUUUGGUCUAGAGUAAUUACUGCUCUUCCAGCUGGACAACUAUCGUUCAUUAUUCGUGCAGGUAUUGACUGCUUACCAACCCCAAUGACCUUGUGUCGUUGGAAAUACCGCACUGACUCAUCUUGUGGUCUUUGUAAUGCUCCACAAUGCACUGUAAAUCAUAUCCUGAGCUGUUGCCCUACUAGUUUAUUACAAGGUCGCUAUACUUGGAGACAUGAUACUGUUCUUAAAAGAUUAUACAAUCUGUUGAGGGAUAACCUAGAUGAGUCAGUUACGAUAUUUGCCGAUCUUAAUAAUCUCAGAGCUUCAGAUACCCCUCCAGCCACCAUCCCAUUAAAUAUUAUAGUCACAACAGCUAGACCUGACAUUGUGAUCAUUGAUG
Messenger RNA from Amphimedon queenslandica, 1642 nucleotides. RefSeq lists its product as uncharacterized. The transcript has a single exon. The annotation marks the transcript as partial. The record is from RefSeq and is a predicted model, not a curated record. NCBI's taxonomy places the organism in Eukaryota, Metazoa, Porifera, Demospongiae, Haplosclerida, Niphatidae.